AUGAGUGAGCAUGGUGUCAGUCUGCGCCAUCCUAAUAAACGCUUUCAAAUAAUGCAGGCUGACCAUGAAGUAAGAAUAUUUGAGUACCUGAAAAACAUUUGGACUGUACGUAAAUACUUUGUUGAAAAUUUUGCAGUUGAUCCACCUGUGCUGGAUGGUGACCAAAUGCCACUCCACCGAAAUGAAAGUAAACCAGCUGCAUUAUAUGACGUCACCAGUCCUGACUGGGUUCCUAGUUUAUUAUUGUCUGCAUCAGAAAGGCAACCACAAGAUAAAGAGACAGAAACCUCCACUCUCCACAGAACUUUAAAAGUUGCAAGAUAUUCUCGUGCACAAAUUAGAGCUGAAAAAAAGACCAUGUAUACUGCCGCAGAGGAUUUGCUACAUUUUGCAGAGGGAGCUGCUAGUGAAACAGUUAGCGAAGUUUUAAUCAGCGAUUUUAUUGCAAAACGUAAAAUAUGCACUUUUUUGUUAAAAGGUCCUGUUGAUAAAAAGCAAAGUAGUGAAGUCGAAUUCCUGACGAUUGAUGAUAGUCUUUCAGCGCAAAAUAAUGAAAGUGAAUUCCUAAUGCAAGAUUAUAGACGAGUUCUAAGUGAGAACAUUAAGUUAAAGAAGAAGCUCAUCUCGUUUGAAGUAACAGUUGAGUCAUUUACCAAUGAUGAUAAAGUUCUUUAUUACACAGGCUUGCCCUGUCGUAAGAUGCUAUUAGCUGUGUUUCAGCAUGUCGAAGCAUAUAUUUCGUUAACAGCGCGUUCGCGACUAUCUAAGUUCCAAAAAUUGAUUCUUACGCUAAUGAAGCUUCGUCUUGGAACCCCAAUACAAGACUUAGCAUUUCGAUUUGACAUUUCCUAUUCCGUUAUUUCAAAAACUUUCAAGAAUAUUUUGCACAUACUAUAUGUUCGUAUGAAACCUCUGAUUUACUGGCCAGAAAGAAAAGACAUUGUUCCACAACGCGUUAUUUCUUUCAUUUCCCAAGCAUGGGGUGGGAGAACGAGCGACAAACUUAUCACCAAACAAUGUGGACUCCUUGAGAAGCUCAACCAUGGGGAUGUAGUGCUUGCUGACCAAGGCUUUAAUAUAGCCGACUCUGUUGGUCUUAUGUGUGCUGAAGUUAAAAUUCCAGCAUUUACAAAAGGAAAGAAGCAGCUAUCAGCUGUUGAUAUCGAAAGUACUAGAGAAAUUGCUCAAUCGAGGGUCAACGUAGAACGAGUGAUUGGACUUGCCAGAAACAAAUACACUAUAUUAAAGGAAAUCUUACCAGUCGACUUUUUGAUGUGUGAGGCCGAAAAUAUACCAGCUGUGGACAAAAUUUUUACAGUAAGUUGUGCACUUACCAAUUGCUGCAAAUCAAUUGUAUCUUUUCAUUAA
This is a messenger RNA of Hydra vulgaris (swiftwater hydra), 1368 nucleotides long. RefSeq lists its product as uncharacterized. NCBI's taxonomy places the organism in Eukaryota, Metazoa, Cnidaria, Hydrozoa, Anthoathecata, Hydridae. The record is from RefSeq and is a predicted model, not a curated record.